CCUCAACAUGAAAACACAGAAAAGUCAGAAAACAACUAAAAGAUUUUUUGAUACAUGUAUUCAACCCGAAAUUUUCCAAUUUCUCUUGAUUUGUGAGAAUUUUAAAGUCUCACAUUGAACGCAGUCAAUCCGUAAUGGCAACUGAGGAGGAACUUGCAGACAUUCUCGGCGCCCUGGAGGAUGACGAUGAGUGGAACAACCUUCCAGGAACAUCAAGCAACCAGACAAAAGCCCCAGAUUUAAACGCCUCGGUCACCAGCGACGAUGAUUGCGGCACAAAAGUGACAAUUUUUGAUACAGUGGAAGCCAAAACUCAACCGUCUCCAAAGCACUUGCAAGCGCUGCGAAAGUAUUUUGGUCACAACGCAUUCCGUCCUUUGCAAUGGAAAAUCAUCUCCACCGUACUUGAGGAAAAAAGAGACAGCUGUGUCGUGAUGUCGACUGGUUACGGCAAAAGUCUGUGUUAUCAAUUUCCUGCAGUAUUUUCGGAGGGAGUUGCAAUCGUUAUUUCACCAUUGAUUGCCUUGAUGGAAGAUCAAGUCCUUGGACUUACAGUUUCAAACAUUCCUGCCUGUUUUCUCGGAACAGCACAAACUUCAAUAACAUCCACCCUACAAGAGAUCAUGGAAGGUCGGCAUCGCCUGGUUUACAUGUCUCCCGAGUUCAGUUCUGGUGAAAAUGGAAAAUCUCUUUUGAAAAAAAUGGCGGCAAAUCUAGACGUUGUCCUCAUUGCUAUCGACGAAGCUCAUUGCGUCAGUCAGUGGGGCCAUGACUUCAGACCCUCUUACAGAAACCUGGGCAAUUUGAAAGAAAUCUUUCCACGUGUGCCAUUUCUCGCACUGACCGCCACGGCCACUCCCCAAGUUCGAAGGGACAUUUGCAAAUCCCUGAAACUGAAAUCCCCUGCAAUGGUGUGCUCAGGCUUUGACAGGCCAAAUCUCUUCCUGGCCGUCGAUGUGAAGUCUGGGAACAUGGCUGACGACUUGAAGUCCUUGGCCAUCAAAGAAGGUUCGUCGUACAAGUUUGAUGGCCCGACCAUCAUUUACUGUCCCACAAAGAAAGAAAGCGAGGCUGUCGAUAGCACUUUGCAGUUAUUGAAAAUUUCAUGUGGAUGCUAUCAUGCUGGUUUAUCAUUCUCAAAAAGAAAAGAGGUGCAUCAAAACUUUGUCAAGGACAAAAUCCAAGUUGUGGUUGCUACGGUUGCAUUUGGAAUGGGCAUCGACAAACCAGAUGUGAGGCGGGUGAUCCAUUAUGGUGCUCCUAAAGAUGUCGAGUCGUAUUACCAAGAAAUCGGAAGAGCAGGACGAGACGGUCUUCCCUCCACCUGCCAAGUGUUGUACGCACAAAAGGAUUUCAGACUUGCACAAUUUUUCCUGAAUGACAUCACAAACCCAGCUCACAGGAAGCACAAGGAAGAAAUGACCGCCGAGAUGACCAAGUACCUCGAGGAUACUCGAUCGUGUCGUCGGCAGUUUUUGUUGACCCACUUUGAAGGAAAGUCGCUGAAGCUGAAUCGCCACGAAGAGUGCUGUGACAAUUGCAUUCAAUUUUUGAAAGCCAAAGACGGUGGGAAGAAAAUUUCUGCGGACGAAUACGAUUUUGCUCAAGAUGCAAAUAUCUUCAUCAAAGCUGUUCAGGAGGCUCAAGGGCUUAGCAGUUUGAGUAACGUGGUGCUUAUACUGAGAGGUUCUAACAGCAAGAAGCUGAGUGGUAAAACAAGCUGCCCGUCUCAUGGAGCAGGGAAGCACAAAUCUGAGAGAUGGUGGAAGAGCUUAGGCCAGAUGCUGAUCAGAGAAAAGUAUUUGGAUGUGCACACUAAGCAGUUUGCUGAUUACGGAAAGUUUCCUGUCAAUUACCUCAAAGUGGCCAACAAGGGCAAGCAGUUUUUACUCAACUUUAAGGAAAAUCCUUUAAUGAAACUGCUGCUAGAGAUGCCCAGAGACAUAAAGGCAAUUGUUCAAGAAGAUGGACACAGAAAGGAGAGAAUGGGAAGCAUAGCCACAACAACUAUCAUCAAGGAUGAUGAGGAUGCUGAAAUCAAUAAAGAUUUGGAAAGGUUCAGAUUUAAAAAGGCCUUAAAUUGGGCAGUCAAAAGUGAGCACCCAGAAGAGGAAGAAGAGAGUGAAGAAGACUCGAAAAAAAUUCAAUUGCUUUAUGACGAGCUCAUCAAAGUCAGAUCUGAUAUUGCCAGUGAUCUGGACAUUAUGCCUUACAUGAUUGCCAACAACAAAGGCCUUCUGGAGCUAUCAAAACUCCGCCCAAGCAAAAAAGAAGACUUGGUUAAAAUUUCUGAAUUCAACGAAGCCAAGAUUGCUAAAUUUGGCCAGCAAUUGUGUGACAUAAUUGUCAAGUUUUGUACUGCAAAGGGCCUGAAAAUGGACGCAUUCAAAUCAUCUCGGCCGCCCACUUGAACAGUUCCUCUCACA
Molecule: messenger RNA, 2426 nt
Organism: Neocloeon triangulifer
Lineage: Eukaryota; Metazoa; Arthropoda; Insecta; Ephemeroptera; Baetidae
Product: bifunctional 3'-5' exonuclease/ATP-dependent helicase WRN-like
Exons: 15
Coding region: 135-2411 (758 amino acids)
Biological process (GO): DNA replication; telomere maintenance; double-strand break repair via homologous recombination
Cellular component (GO): nucleoplasm; chromosome; nucleus
Molecular function (GO): ATP binding; 3'-5' DNA helicase activity; four-way junction helicase activity
Source: RefSeq, a predicted model, not a curated record